Molecule: messenger RNA, 3184 nt
Organism: Petromyzon marinus (sea lamprey)
Lineage: Eukaryota; Metazoa; Chordata; Hyperoartia; Petromyzontiformes; Petromyzontidae
Gene: ANKMY2
Product: ankyrin repeat and MYND domain containing 2
Molecular function (GO): protein binding
Source: RefSeq, a predicted model, not a curated record
UCUCUCUCGCUGAUGCUCUCUCUCUCGGCGCUGCUGUUCUCAGUGCGGAGUUUGUUUCCUCUCCGAGGCUGCUGUUAUAACCCCCCCCCUCCCACCAUUGGAAGUCGUUGGCCAUCGAAGUGAAUCGUUGUCCAGGCUCGGCGCCCGCUUUAGCUUCCGACAUGUGGCGGGGUCCGUGGCGCCCGCCGUCCCUGCCGGCCCGGGCUCGUUCUGGGUCACACGUUGCGCGUCGUGGCCGCCGAAGUGCAACGCUGCCGCGUCCCCUGUAACCCGCAGCCCUGUUCGACAACGGCAGCAGUGGCCAACGUACGCCGACGAUGCCGAGUUGCGAGUCGCGGCUGCCAGUGGUGAAUGUUAACUGAAGGCUGCCUCCCCCUCGGCCUCUGACCGACCCGUACCCAUCGGAGCGGUGAAGUAUGGCUAAACAACAACUCGCCUUUUGAAAUGUCCAAGAGGCCUGCAGACUUCUGGGCCUCAAGACGGUCCGCAUCAACUGCCUGGACGAGCACGGGAUGACGCCGCUGAUGCACGCCGCCUACAAGGGCCGAGCCGAGCUGUGCGAGCUGCUGCUGCGGCACGGGGCCAACGUGAACUGCAACGAGCAUGAGCACGGUUACACCGCCCUCAUGUUCGCCGGGCUCUCUGGGAACAAGGAGAUCACUCGCAUGAUGCUGGAGGCCGGCGCCAAGACGGACGCGGUGAACUCCGUGGGACGGACCGCCGCACAGAUGGCAGCAUUCGUGGGGCAGCACGACUGCGUCACCAUCAUCAACAACUUCUUCUCGCGGGAGAGCCUCGACUACUACACCAGGCCGCAGGGCCUCGAGACCGAGGCCCGGCUCCCGGCUAAGCUGGCCGCCCCACUGCACCGCAUCAUCCUCACCACCAACCUCAACCCCGUCAAGGUGGUGCUGAUGGCGGCCGAGGGCCCGCUGUGCUCGGUGGAGGCGCUAGCGGCGUGCGCGCGCGUGCUGGAGCGCGUGUGCGAGCGCUGCAUGCAGCAGCAGGACAUGAACGAGGUCCUCGCCGUCAAGAUCCACUACCUGGGCGCCAUCUUCUCGCGCUGCCUCGCGCACCUCCGCGACGGUGUGCGUGGCGGUGGCGGCCUUGAUGGGCUGCUCAAAAGCCUGCUGAAGGGCCGCGAGGAGGACGGCUUCCCGCUGUACCAGGAGAAGUUUGUGCGCGAGGCCGUGCGCAAGUUCCCCUUCCCGCAGGCGACGCUGCUGCAGCAGCUGGUGCGCAGCAUCGCGCCCGUCGAGAUCGGCCGGGAGCCGACGGCGCUGUCCAUCCUCACGCAGGCCGUCACGGGCCAGGUAGGCCUCGUGGACGCCGAGUUCUGCACGACCUGCGGCGAGAAGGGCGCCGACAAGAAGUGCUCCGCCUGCAAGAUGGUGGUGUACUGUGGGCAGCCAUGCCAGAAGCUGCACUGGUUCACGCACAAGAAGUCGUGCCCCCACCUGGCAGAGGAGUGGCGGCGCCAGGAGGCACGGGCGGCGCACGAGAGGGACAAGUUGGGGAAACGGCAGGAAGAGGAGCAGCAGCAGCAGCUGGAGAGCCCUGCAGCAGGGGCGAGUAAAGGAAACGGAGAGGGCGGCGAGGAGACGCCCGCGUCAGUGCCCGAAGACCCGACGCAGGCAGCGCCACAGACGCCUACGGCCCCCGCGCCUCGUGAGGACCCCAAGGGGGGAGACUCCACAGUGGGGGAGGGUGUGACGACGCACAGUGUGGAGGAGUGAUGGGGACAAGGGUGCGCGCGUGAUGGGUUGGGGGCGGGGGUGGGUAGUGAUGGGGAGGAAGGGUGGAGGAGUGUCAAGUAGUGACUUGAGAGUGUAGAGUAGUGGCGGGGAGUGACGGAGCAGGGAGGAGGAAUGAUCGACCAUGCGGACGAGGAGCGCGAUCGGUGCGAGUGUGGCGGAGCGAUGGAGCGUUCGGGGGUGACUCGGGAGUGGCCCCGGGGGUGCGGUGGCCUGUGCUCGGCCACACCACUCGCCCCUCCGCGCCGUCUGCGCCAGCCGCGAGACCCUCGCGAAGAGAUUGCGCCGAUCGUUUAUUCGAAACCAGAAGGUGGAAUCACGGCCGUUUCCAAGCUCGACCUCCGAUCGGUGGUGACCCAUCUCCCCACGGCCAAUAAAACCAGUACCACUUUGUGAAACGUCAACAGCGCGCAUUCCAUGGUGUCUUAACGGCAAAGCAGGUCGCCGCCACCCCUGCCACAGCAAUGUGGAAUUGGCACCCUUGCUUUAGGGACGGCGUGCGGAGCCUAGCGGCGUUGUUACACAGCGAGAGCGGAGCUGGGGUGGCGCUUUGUGGUGGUAGAAGUGCAUUUUUUUUUCUGCAGUGGCCUCUGCCGGCCCACAGCAAUCCCCCCCCAACCGCCCUUCUCCCAGGCUCGGGUGAUUGUGCACUCCGGGUGAUUUCUUAAAUUGUGGUGAUUGUGGCCGACCUGGUAAUGCGGGUCUCUAUUGCCUGCCAAGAGGCAAAAACGACAUAAUAGCCCAUCAAUAGCCCAUCAAAGGCUCCCCGUUGCUACGACAGAGCCGAGUAUCCCCAAAGGCUGACCGCGCUGGUUGGCUUUGCCGCAUAGCUCUACUGGCGCAGCAGCAGCACCACCGGAUGAGGCCGGACGUUCACGGCAUCUUAAGUGCGACGCGGCUAUUAAUAAACAAGUCAAAUAAAUACUCGGCAAGUAGUAAAAAAAAAGUCGAUCAUUUACAGACCUAUUGUAAAAUCCACUACUGGAAUUAAGGCAUCCUUCCCCGCCGCCACUCCCCACCCCCCCCCCCCCGAGUUGGUGUUGUUUGACCAUACUUCACCAUUUCUGGUUGGUGUGCGGAUUGGUGAAAAGGGCGGGGAGGGGCUACGUUGGGUGGCCGGGGAGUCGGUAGCGCAGGGCGCCAGCCACUGCUGUGGGUAGCGCAGGGCGCUAGCCACCGACCAGAAGAUGGCCGUGUAGCGGUUAAAGCGUGGCUUACGGAGAGCGUGGAGGCCUGGUGGCUCGGGUCUGAGAAGUGGAGCUGGCACCGCUGAACCACCGAUGUGCACUGUGUUCUCAGGUGCAAUGGGCAGACCCCCCCCCCCCUCUCUAGACUCCGAUAGAAGACCCAUAAGCUCGCAUAGCAGAGGGGAUCCAUCGACUCUCAGACAUCCACAGACUAAGCUUGUGAUUAAAUUUCGAUUUAAAGCU